AUGCUGGACAUGAAGUCACACGUUCACGACCCUCUCGACUCCAGUUUGCCUGGAGCGGAAUCGAUUUCAGGCCGGGAAACGGGAACGCCCGGCACUGGAGUCCAUCGAGAUCGAAUGGCGACACGCCAGUUCACUCCCGGUGCCUCAUUGAUACUCGUGGGGAUUCGGGGAUCUGGGAAACGGUCUCUCGGAUUCGUAGCUGCAACUGCACUUAAGCGACGGUUCAUUACUGAGGACCACUACUUCAAGGAAGUCACAGGCCUGACGAGACAAGAAUACCUCAAGACAAGGGGCAGCCAGGCGUUCCAGCAACGAGAUAUUGAAGUGGUGAGCUUGAUGCUUGAAACCCACCGCACGGGCUGUGUGAUCGAAUGUGGGUUGGGAAGUCUCACGCGCCCCGUGCAAGAUCAUCUUCGGCGCAUAGCUACGACAAAUCCUGUGGUGCAUCUCGUUCGCGACAUUCAUCAAAUCCAGAAACUUCUCGGUCUCGAUGAUCAAUCGGUACGACGUCUACAGGAAGGGGAUCCAUUGCAUCGCGAUUGCUCCAAUUUCGAAUUUUACAACCUCGAGGAUCGCACACGGAUCGUCGCCGAGGAUGGAAGCCCUGAUCCUCAAUCCGCCGCGUAUGCUUUCAAAUUGCAGGAUGUCAAGGAAGACUUUACGCGCUUUGUUCGGUUCAUCACCGGCCCUGGCACUGAUCAAUCAAGCUACGACUCGCCCUUUGUUCUCCUGGAAACGCCCCCCGAACAACGACCCUAUACCCACAGCAUUCUUGUGUGGUCCUCAGAUCUCCGUUCUGACCGGGUGAACUUGCCCGAAUUGGAGUCGGGUGGCGAUGCGAUUGAGCUCUGUGUGGAUAUCUGGGAGCCGGACCUGUUGAAUACAAUCAGCCAGCAGGUGUCUACUCUUCGUCGCAACGCGCAAACACCGAUUAUUCUCUCCGUAGAUACGGCUUCCCUCGACGCGGCGAAGGGCAAUGGUUCAACCGCGACCUACUUUGAUGUUUUGGACCAUGCAUUGCGGCUUGCGGUUGAAUAUCUGGUCGUGGACCUGAGCGAAAGUCGAGCCGAUGUGACCCGUCUCAUCCAAUGCCGCGGCCAAACCAAGAUUAUUGGUCAGCAUGUAUUUGCUGCUUCAAGCCGCGUCACCUGGCAAGAUGAGGGGUGUAUCACUAUGUAUCGCGAUGCCGAAAAGCUGGGCUGUCAGCUGGUGCGUCUGCUUCGAGUUGGGACUUCUCGAGAGGAGAAUUCGGGUGUGCACGAGUUUGCCAACAUGAUUCGAUCAUUACCGGGCCAUCACCCACCCCUAAUUGCGUACAAUAUUGGGCGACUGGGCCGAACCUCACAGGUAUUCAACUCCAUUCUUACAAGUGUGACGCAUCCAGCAAUCGUUCGAGCAGCGGAAAAUGAACGGGACGCACUAAUAACAUCGCGAGAUGCAGUGCGGGCGCUGGUGCAGAGCUACGUGCUCGAUCCACUGAAAUUUUGCAUUCUCGGUGCAAAUGUGUCCUACAGUCUGUCUCCCGCAAUGCACAACGCAGCCCACCGGCACUGCGGACUGGGCCACGUGUACACUAUUCCAGAGUCGCCCUCUCUGGCGCUGCUAGAUCAGCUGCGUCAGGAGUCAAGUUUUGGCGGCUGUAGUGUGGUUCAGCCCUGGCGAGUGGAGAUGUAUCACAAGUUGGCUGCCAAGAGUCGACACGCAGAAGCGAUCGGUGCAAUAAAUACCGUCAUGCCGCUCCGAGGCACAGCCGACGGGGUCAUGUACCCUCUCCCGGAGCAAGCUAAUCGGCGCAAUCAAGCAGGCCCGGUGCUGGGUUGGUACGGGGAGAACACGGACUGGGUCGGCAUCAUGACCUGCAUUGCUCGACAUUUAUCUCCACGGAAUGCGAUCAGUGCCAAAACCACCGGUUUGAUCAUUGGAGCGGGUGGCAUGGCGCGGUCGGCCAUCUACGCUAUGCUUCGCUUGGGUUGUCGCAAGAUUUUCAUUUACAAUCGCACGCUUUCGCGCGCCGAGGAGGUUGCUCGCCAUUUCAAUUCGUGGGCUGCUGCACCUCAGCCUCAGUCAGCGUCGGCGUCAGCAGAGGUGGUGCGAGUCCUACAUUCACUUCAGGAUGACUGGCCAGACGAGGCUUCUGCCCCCAGUAUCAUCGCCUCAUGUGUCCCUGCCGAUCCAGACGGAGACCAACCGCCAGCCAACUUUGAAAUGCCCAUGCAAUGGCUCGGCAGCCCAACAGGAGGCGUGGUCAUCGAAUUAUCUUACAAACCCCUAGAAACUCCCUUACUCAAACAGAUGCGCCGCAUUCGAAGCGACAACAAUCGACCGUGGGUUCUGUCUGACGGGUUGGAAAAUGUGAUUGAACAGGGUAUCGCCCAGUUUGAAUUGAUGACUGGUCGAAGAGCGCCUCGGCGUCUCAUGUCCCUGGAGGUUCUCCGGAAUUAUGUGGGAGAAGGUGGCCGCUUUGAUGAGAAGACGAUACAAGCUCGGCUGGAUGGAAUGCAUUCCUAA
Molecule: messenger RNA, 2508 nt
Organism: Penicillium diatomitis
Lineage: Eukaryota; Fungi; Ascomycota; Eurotiomycetes; Eurotiales; Aspergillaceae
Product: repressor protein
Exons: 2
Coding region: 1-2508 (835 amino acids)
Biological process (GO): chorismate biosynthetic process
Molecular function (GO): 3-dehydroquinate dehydratase activity; 3-phosphoshikimate 1-carboxyvinyltransferase activity; shikimate 3-dehydrogenase (NADP+) activity
Source: RefSeq, a predicted model, not a curated record